Closterium sp. Naga37s-1 is the source of this 4737-nucleotide messenger RNA. The record is from the annotation of a GenBank genome assembly. NCBI's taxonomy places the organism in Eukaryota, Viridiplantae, Streptophyta, Zygnematophyceae, Desmidiales, Closteriaceae.
AUGUCCUUUCUUGGAAACUGCGUCCCGUCCUUCAGUUUCCGACCUGGUGGUCAUGCCUCCGGCGCUGGCGCUCCCUUUGCUUCUGGUGCUGGUGCUGGCGCUGGCGCUGGUGGUGGUGCCGGUGCUGGUGGUGCUGGUGCAGCUACUGCUGUGGCCCAGUCUCAGGCGCAGCAGCAGCAGCAGGCACCCUCUUACCCGGCAUACAAGGGCUACAACCAGCAGCUGAAUGACAUGGACGGCAUGAUGGAUGACCUGGCAGACAUCUACGGUGAUGUCGGCGGCCACGUGUCCAUGUCUGCCGCGUCAGGCCCUGCUGCCACGUCAGCAGCCCCGCCCACCAACGCCAUGGGCGCGUCAGCGGGAGGGGGAGCGCUGGGCGCCACAAACGGCCAAGGGGGCCCCGGGAUGGGGGCAGGGGGAGUGGGGCAAGGCGGGGAGAUGGCGGGAGGAAUGGGGGCCAUGGGGGCCAUGGCGGGCGUGGGGGCGAGUGUGCAGGAGCAGGUGGAUGAGGAGACGCGCAUGAUGUCUGCCAUUGUGGAUCAGGCCACCACGGACUGGCAGAGGCCUCCAGAUCAGUUUGGGGGCCGUGGCUACGGCCGAGGAGGAUUCUACGGCAGAGGAGGUGGUGGUGGGCGCUUUCCCUUUCCCCAACGAAAUGCAGUUCCACAUCCCGGUUACAUCUGCUACCGCUGCAAUAAACCAGGUCAUUACAUCAAGCACUGCCCCACUAACGGCGAUCCAGCGUUCGACGUGGUGAGGAGGGUGCGGCCCCCCUCGGGCAUCCCCAAGAGCUUCCUGCGCCCAGACCAGGGAGGGGGCUACCUCAUGCCUGAUGGGUCCAUGGCGUCUAUGGGCGCGCAGGAGAUGCAGCAAGGCAACGAGCAAGCCUUCGCAAGGGAGGAGACAGAACCGUUUCUUGCCCCCAUGCGGCAGCCACAGGCAGCAGAGGUCCCUCCGGAGCUCAAAUGCCCGCUCUGCUCCUCGCUCUUCCGCAAUGCGGUGCUCAUCCCCUGCUGCCACCUCUCCUUCUGCGACCAGUGCAUUCGGCAGCAGCUACUGGCAAAAGGGAGCUGCCCCAAGUGCUCAUCCACCCAGUACCGCAACGAUGACCUCCUGCCCAACAUGACACUCCGCCAGGCUGUUGAUCGCUUCAAGGCCGCACAGUUGCAACCUGGGGGGGUAGCAAAGGAAGGGGGGAAGGAUGGGGAGGAGGGGAAAGAGGAGGAAGGGGGAGAGGCGGAGAAGCAGCAGGAAGGGGGAGAGGAGGAAGAAGAUGAAGUGAGUGAUGGUGUGACAGGGCCUGCUAGCACCACCUGUCCUGCUGCUGAUGGCGUUGGUGGUGAUAAUAGUGCUGCUGCUGGUGCUGCUGGUGGUGCUGAUGGUGCUGGUGGUGCUGGUGGUGAUAGUGCUGAUGGUGGUGGUGAUGGGGAUGGGGAUGGUGACACUGCUGCUGCUGAUGCAGCGGUUGUCACUCCUGAGGGUGACAGUACUGGGGGUGCUUAUGCUGAGGGCGAUGGGGAGGUGAAUGGAGGAGCAGGAGGGGAAGGAGGGGAAGGGGAUGGUGCGGAGGGGGAAGUGGAAGGUGGGGAGGAAGGAGGCGAAGGGGGAGAGGGCGGAGGUGGGGAAGGAGGGGAAUGGGGAGUGGAAGGAAAAGGAGGGAAAACGGGGAAGGAAAAGAAGGUCAAGGGGAAGAAGAAGAAAAAGAAGCUUAAACAGAAGCAGCAGGAGCAGCAGCAGCAAGAGCAAGAGCAGCAGCAGCAGCAGCAACAUAUGGAUGGGCAAAUGGGGACAGCAAUGGGUCAAGCAGGAGCAAUGGGGCCGAUGGGUGGGGGGCAGAUGGGGCAGAUGGGGCAGAUGGGGCAGAUGGGCGGGGGCCAGAUGGUUCCGCACAUGGGAGGCCCUAUGGGGGGGAACAUGGGGGGAAACAUGGGGGGGAACAUGGGGGGGAACAUGGGGGCAAACAUGGGGGGGGACAUGGGUGGAGGGCCAAUGGGCAUGGGAAUGGGGAUGGGUUCUGACAUGGGAGGCAUGGGCGGAGGGAUGGGCGGAGGUAUGGGCGGAGGUAUGGGCGGAGGCAUGGGCGGAGGUAUGGGUGGAGGCAUGGGCGGAGGUAUGGGCGGAGGCAUGGGACCUGGGAUGGGGGGAGGCAUGGGGCCUAUGGGGGGACCAAUGGGGGGGCCUAUGGGGGGGCCUAUGGGGGGGCCUAUGGGCGGGGGGAUGGGCGGACCUAUGGCGGGCCCUAUGGGGGGUCCGAUGGGUGGUCGUAUGGGCCCUAUGGGGCCUAUGGGCGGUCCUAUGGGGGGUCCGAUGGGGGGACCUAUGGGGGGGCCUAUGGGGGGACCGAUGGGGGGGCCUAUGGGGGGACCAAUGGGGGGAGGGCCACAUAUGGGAGGGCCAGAUCAUUUUCACAACCAGCAGCAAGGCUGGCAUGGUGGUAAGUCCCCUCUUUGCCUUGACCGCGCCUGCUACACGUGUGGGGCCAAGGAUCACAUGAUGCGGGACUGCCCUCUCUUCCCCUCCCCCGUGGCAGAGUUCGGAUGGAACCAGGGCAUGGGUCCCAAUAUGGGAGGCGAUUUCAACAUGGGGCAUGGCUUUGGGGGCGGGGGCAUGGGGGGAGGCAUGUCAGGAGGCAUGGGCGGUGGCGCUGGUCCAUUCGGGCGUGGAGGUGGGGGGAGGGGGAGAGGCGGAAGGCUUGGGGGGAGAGGGGGAAGAGGCAGGGGCGGAGGAGGGAAAAUGGGUUUUCCCGACAGGGGGGGUAGGGGGGAGAGGGGGGAUUCUAGGGGGAGGGAUGAGAUAGCGGAACGUGAGGGAGAGGGAAGAGGAGAGAGGAGGCAGCGGGGGAGAGAGAGGGAGGAGGAGGAGGACUGGGGAAGCGAGGACAGGGGUGUGGGGAGGGGAGAGGGCAGGGGAGAGGGGAGGGGAGAGCGAGCAGGCAGCAUGCAACGAAACACCCCUUCAGUGCAGCAGGAGUCUGAAGGAGGGGAAAGCAGGGAGAGAGGCGGGGAGAGGAGGAGAGGAAGCAAGGAGAGGAGGAGGGAGAGAGGGGAGGAGGAGGAGAGGGGCAGAAAGAGGAGCAGGGAGAGAGGAGAGGAAAAGGGAGAAGAGGAGAGGCUGUAUGGUGUGAAUGAAGGGGAGGAGGAAAAUGUGGAGGGAGAUGGAGCAGAGAGGAUGAGAAGGAAGAGACCGAUUGGCGAGAGGCUCAACUUCUCUGCUGCCAGGGAGGGCGAAGGGGGCAGCAACUUUCAGCAGAAACAGUCGGAGGGACGGUGGCAGGGAGGAAGGGAGGGACACAUGGGGGUGAGGAGAGAGGAGAGGGGAGCAAGGGAAUGGGGAGAGAGAGGAGUAGGAGGCAGAGGAGGGAUGGGGGGGAGGGGUGGGGGACCAUGGCAGGGGAGGGGGAGGGGAUCACGAGGUGAUUGGGAUGGGGAUGGGGAUAGGGAUGAUCGUGAUGGUGAUUGGGGGAGUGGAGAGGAGGGGAGUGCUGCAGCAGGUGAUAGAGCACGGGAGUAUCGAAGAGGGGAUGGUACUGGGGGAAGAUUAGGUAAGGGUAAAAAUCGGUACCGAGGGGAGAGUGAGGGAGAGGAGGACGAGGAGGUGGAAGGGAGAGGGAGGUCCCAGGCUUCUAAGGAGUAUGGUUAUAACGAGGACGAGGAAAGCGGUGGGAGGAGGAGGAGGAGGCAUAGGUUCAAGGAUCAAGAAGAGGAGGAGGGGGGGAGGUGGGAGAGAGGAUUGAGAGGGAUGCAGAAGGAGGAAUGGGAAGAGGAAGGGGAUGAUGAUAAUGGGGUGGGGGAAAAAGCAGGAGCACGAGGGAAGGGGAGGAAGAGGAGGGGGCGGAGCAAGGGGGUGGGAGAGGGGGAGUGGGAAGAGGAUGUGGGGGAUGGUGCUGCUGCUGUUGGUGUGGCUGUUGCUGCUGUUGAAGAUGGGAAGCAGGAGAAGAAAAAGAAGCUAAAACGAGCGCGGAAAUAUGAAAAUGGUGGUGAUGAGGGAAGAGGUGGAAUGGGUGGGGGGGAUGAUGCGACAGAGGGUCGAGCAGAGGGAGAGCCGAGCAGACGCAAGUCGCCUCGCUUCGCGGCUGCGGAGAAGCCUGUGAAAGAAGAUGAGGAAGAUCCGACGGCCUCGGAUGAGAAGAACAAGGAAUCUACGGCUGGCGAUGAGGCGAACCCGAAAGAUCUUUACGCGGUUCUCGGAGUGAAUCGCGACGCGACGCACGCGGAGAUUCGCAAGGCGUAUCACCGCAUGGCGCUUCGGCUGCAUCCCGACAAGAACCCGGGCGACGAGACGGCCAAGGAUCGCUUUCAGGCGCUGCAGCGGGUGUUUGCAGUGUUGGGAGACGCUGAGAGGCGGAAGAUAUACGAUGAGACUGGCUGCACUGGCGAUGGGGACGGAGAGGAUGGCACUGGACUUUCGGGCAACACCGUUGCAGACCUUUACACGUUUUUCCGAACGAUGUAUAGCGAGAUCACAGUGGCAGGCAUCGUAGCAUUUGAGAGGCAGUACCGGGGAUCAGAACAGGAGGCCAAGGAAUUCAAGGAGCUGUACGAGCGAUUCAAAGGGCGGAUGAACAUGGUGCUGGAGUGCCAAAUCUGUGCACGGCCGGAGGUUGACUCGCACCGCUUCAAAGAUAUACUUGAUGCUGCUAUCGAAUCAGGCGAGCUGAAGGCUACUAAGGCGUACAAGAGAUGGGCUGCAGAAGUUGCCAAGAAACCUGCUCCUGCCGACCCUCUUGCUGCGGAGUAA